AUGUCGGCUGCCAACAAGAACACUGGAUCUCAACAGACCAAUGGUGGAACUUCCAAUGCUCCAACCGCUCGCAGUUAUAGUGCAUUUGAGCUCGAUGUUGCUGCCACUUUAGCUAGCAUGGGGGCGAUCACAGCUAAUCGAGCAACAACACCAUCGCUCGCGGCAGCAGGCACAAGUUCAACAACUCUCGACGAAGCAACUGUCCUUGCUAGUCCUCCUGCCUCCCAACAGCCAGAUACGGCUGCUUCCGUUACUAGCAAUACCCCCGUCGCCAAAACGAACCCCAAACGCCAAAUAAAGAAGGCGAAGAAGCCAGCUGACGACGACACCUCUGGCAUCGAGCCACCACCGAAUACUCCCGCCUCUUCUCCUCCCACAUCGCCAGCUCGAGAGAGCGUUACCGCUGCGCGCUGCCUCCAACUAGAGGCCGGUGUCCGUGACUUAGUUUCCGAUCUUGGUCUCCUGAAGGGAGUCUUCUUGGACUACGCCACCCCCGCCGAUGCCAACCACCGCGCCGUCAGCGAAGCUGGCUACGACUCUCUUGGUUCCCUGUUCGUCUUGGAGGACGAGAUCAAGCAGCUGCUCCGCCGGGUGCAGGAGCGCGAGCAGGGAGAGGAAGGGGAGGAGACCCAAGCCGAGUACGACGAGGGGGAGGAGUUCGGCCAGCUGGACGGCCGCUUCCAGGCUGCGCUCACUGCCAUCACGGCUCUCCGGGUCAAGCUGGAAGGCGCGGACGAGAAUGUGGCGGCCGGCCUGCUGCAGGCUGGCGACGUUCAGUACAAGCUGAUCGGCACCAAGCCGAAGACGAACGUCGUUGGGAAGCACCACCACCCCCACAUCACGGCCAGCGCUCCGCCAACGCCCGCCAACGAGCCGUCGGUCGGGCCUGCUCCUCCUGCUCCUGCUCCGGCUCCGGCUUCCCAGAAGCGCCGCUCUGGGGAGGAGAUUGAUCGGGAGAUUGCCCGCAAGCGGGCCAAGAUGCAGGAUCUGGAGGACGAGAUCUACAACCUGCGCAAGGAGAAGGAGGGCUUAGCGCAACCAAUGUAA
Drepanopeziza brunnea f. sp. 'multigermtubi' MB_m1 is the source of this 1047-nucleotide messenger RNA. RefSeq lists its product as uncharacterized. The record is from RefSeq and is a predicted model, not a curated record. NCBI's taxonomy places the organism in Eukaryota, Fungi, Ascomycota, Leotiomycetes, Helotiales, Drepanopezizaceae.